This is a messenger RNA of Xiphophorus couchianus (Monterrey platyfish), 3128 nucleotides long. It is a transcript of the gene vapb, whose product is annotated as VAMP (vesicle-associated membrane protein)-associated protein B and C. The transcript has 6 exons. NCBI's taxonomy places the organism in Eukaryota, Metazoa, Chordata, Actinopteri, Cyprinodontiformes, Poeciliidae. The coding region runs from base 198 to 926 and encodes 242 amino acids. Gene Ontology annotation, cellular component: endoplasmic reticulum membrane; plasma membrane. The record is from RefSeq and is a predicted model, not a curated record. Gene Ontology annotation, molecular function: FFAT motif binding. Gene Ontology annotation, biological process: endoplasmic reticulum membrane organization.
UCACUAGGCUGACUCCCUUCCUGCUGCAUCACAGCAGCCUUUAGCAGCUCUGGUAGUACUUGUGACCGCGGGGGACGGAAUAUACACCGCUAGUUCACAGAAAACAGCAGCCUUUAGCAGGUUUAACAACAUCCUAACACGGGGCUAGGUGUCAGGAAGUGGUUGCAGUGCGAUAACCCCGCUCCAGUUGUUGGGAUAUGGCCAGGCCGGAACAGGUUCUGCUCUUGGAGCCUCAGCACGAACUGAAAUUCAGAGGUCCGUUUUCAGACGUGGUCACCACAAAUCUUAAGCUCUCCAACCCGACAGACAGGAAUGUAUGUUUUAAGGUCAAGACGACAGCGCCCCGCCGGUACUGUGUGCGGCCUAACAGCGGCAUCAUUGAUGCAGGCACCUCAAUCAAUGUCUCUGUCAUGUUGCAACCCUUUGAAUACGACCCAAAUGAAAAAAGUAAGCACAAGUUUAUGGUCCAGUCCAUGCUAGCACCUCCUGACAUGACUGACAUGGAGGGAGUGUGGAAAGAAGCAAAGCCAGAGGAGUUGAUGGACUCUAAGCUGAGAUGUGUUUUUGAGAUGCCAAUGGAGAAUGAAAAAACGCAUGAUAUGGAGUCCAACAAGAUGUCGUCGAGCUUGCUGAAGUCAGAGUCAUCUGCGCUGCCUGUGAAGUCGCUGAGCUCCACCCUGGACGACGGAGAAGUAAAAAAGAUUAUGGAGGAGUGCAAGAGGCUGCAGAUGGAGGCUCAGAGGCUACGGGAAGAAAACAAACAGAUUAGAGAAGAUGAUGGUUACCGGAUGAGGAAGAGCAACAUCAUGUCAUCCCAGCAUGCCUCAGGCUCCAUGAAGAGGGAGGAAGGUUUGAGUGCCCGCUCCGUGGCCCUCAUCCUGCUCUUCUUCAUCGUCGGCGUCAUUGUGGGGAAGUUGGUGUUGUAGAGCACAACACUUCGGUCAGCCGCAGCAUGCUUUCAUGGUGGAUGAAAAUACACACAGGAGCUGGGAUUUUUGGAUCAGAAUGCCAUAUUUGCUGGUUGGGGUGGGUGGGGGUGGGGUGGGGCGGUACUAGUUUUGAUUCAGUCCCAUUUAUGUAAAAAGUUUAAAUUUAAAAGGGUAAUCUAUGAGAGAAAAAGAGGGAAAAAAAUGACUCAUCUUAAGAACAAACACCUCUGUAAUCAUCGCAUAAUCCUUCUGGCCUUCUUCCCAAAGUUUCAUGUAUUCAGAUGAUUUGUUUCAGGGGUUUGUGGGGAAACAGAUUCAUAAUUUAACUGGUAAUUCAGUUCAGUGAGUCUUCUAACAACGAGCGAGAUAGCGUCGAUGCGACCGGUCAGAUUGCUGCUGUGCGAAUGUCGUUUUAUUUGAUUAGACUGACUUUCUUUUUCUAAUUGAUGCACGCCAGAGCCAAUCUUCUCCGACAUGUGACGACUCCACCGCACAGUAAAUCCUGCUUUUCCUUCCGGUGGAACCCUGUUUUUAAAGGAAGGGAGGACCCAAAAGGUCAGGGGUCACGCACAGGGCUACAACAGUCUUCUCCAGUCUAAGGCUUUGUAAAAUCUCGUCUUUGAUUGUGGAACAGCUUUGAUGUGUGUAAGAAACACUACAACGGGUGUUUUAUUUCCUCAUGCCCUUUUUUUUUUGUUUUGUUGCCCUAAUUUAUUCCCGCCACCUGUCAAUCACUGCUCACCACAUCCUCACUUGUCAGAGGAGGAUGUUUGCAUGCAUUCACACGAGUGUUGCAUCUGAACUUUUGAAUCUAAUUUAAUUGCUUUUGUCAUUUGACUGUAGAUUUGCACAAUUUAAUUGCUGUUUUUUUCUCCUUCUUUCUCCUUUGUCCUUUUUUCUUGCAGUUCUUUUGUUUUAUGUUAUAUAUAUUUUUUCUUUGGUUGGAGGUAAAGCAGUCAAAAGUAUUUCAGCAAACUGAAGUGACGUUUGGAUCGUUUCUGUAAAUCGAUAUGAAAGCUUUGCCUUGUGACCUGUUGGGGCAAGUUAUUCUCAGGCCAAGAUGGAGGUACAAUUACAGUACAUAAUAGACUGAAGGAGAUCAAAUGGCUUUCCCUGACAUCAGCAGGAUCAGGGUCCUGAAUGUGAGGGGGAAACUACUUUUUUCAGCUCUUGUUUUCCUCCUUCUCAUUGUGACAUUUGUUGACAUUCUGUCUUAUUUCUGGCAAAUUGCAUGUUAAAAAAACAAAAAAAUACACGCCUUUGUUGAGUUUUUUGUUUAGUUAUUUUUGUGAAUUCAUCUCUGCAUUGCAUCACGAACAUUGUAAUGCACUAAACUGAAAAGGAUCACUGAUUCUUCUGCAGCUGAUUUGCAGGGAAUGAAUGCAGUCGGGCUAUAACUUGGGGGACCAUGUUCACAAAUCAUCUUCAAAUUCAUAUUCUGUGGUAGACGAGUGUCUUUUUUUAGUUGUCAUUCUUUGAAGGAAAAAUAAGCAGCUGGUGAUAUUUAUCUUCAUCUGUACAAAUGAAAUAAUCAGAAAAAGGUUGACAAAAACUUUCUUUCAGUUCACAUUUGCUGAGAAAUAAAGAAAAUGUCAGAAAUGUUCUAUUUUUUUCUUCUGUUGAGUGGAGGGAAAGUUAGUAUGGAUCUGAUUGGUUAGUAAGUAAGUGGAAAUAAACAUGAGUUUGUGUUUUUACUGUAUCUCUGAGGUUUUUGGGUUGAGGAUCACUUUCUGCUUUGAAGGGAGGGCAGAGCAGACUGGAGCUACAGUUCAGUCUCUAGUGUUUCCACAAAGUUGUUCUUUAGUUCUAUCCAGUUUGGAGCGUCCAAAUGUUUGGCACUUUUAAAAACACCAGAUUAUAACUUGGUAAUCAAAUGUGUAAAUUUGACUGAUGCUGUAAAUUUCACUGUAUGGAACUGACCAAAUAAAGCAGUUAUGUGUGAACACUAACGGAUUCGGGCCUGGUUGUAAGAUGUUCUAUGCUGAACCUUCCUGAAGUCUCCGAACAUCACCGUGAUCAUUGUAAGCACUCAAACUGUUUUGUAUGUAUAUAAAUAAAAAGUCUAUCUGAGAAGAGGAUUAAAAUUCUUAGUGGAGUAGUCUGGUGUAAAACAAACAAAAAAAAACAAAAAAAUCCAACCCGACCUGGUUGGACUAUGUAGCAUCUUAAUAAAUUAAAUGAAUAAAGCUUCUUCCUAAA